Tribolium castaneum (red flour beetle) is the source of this 1451-nucleotide messenger RNA. RefSeq lists its product as uncharacterized. The transcript is spliced from 8 exons. Gene Ontology annotation, biological process: spermatogenesis. Bases 36 to 1394 code for a protein of 452 amino acids. NCBI's taxonomy places the organism in Eukaryota, Metazoa, Arthropoda, Insecta, Coleoptera, Tenebrionidae. Gene Ontology annotation, molecular function: myosin light chain binding. The record is from RefSeq and is a predicted model, not a curated record.
AAAAUUUUCCCGGCGCAUCCACCAAUUUUGUUGAUAUGGGUCGAUGGUCUCCCAGCAACGUGUCCGCGUCCACAACCGCAAAAUUUCCAAGUUCAAACAAUGUGAUAUUUUAUUUGCCCCCAUUGGGAAGAAUGUCCAGGAAAGCUUUUCAAGUCCAAGUGGAGCUCGACGUGCAAGCCGUGACAUGUCCAGGUGUUUGGUUGUGUUCCAACGGCAAAGUGUCUCUCCAAAUCUACAUGCUAGACUCCUGCGUCCAAACUGCCAGGUACAAGCCCAUCUUCCCCGUCCAGUGCAACGAAACGUUCGUCUUCUACAAGACAUUUCUCGCCAAACACCAGCUGCACGAGCUCCAGAAGGAACUACACGACCACUGGCUCUACAUCGAACUGGUCCAGUGGCAGAGCUGCGAGCUCGGUAACGUCCUGGCCUCGUUUCAGACCACGUUAGACGAGCUGUUAUUCCCGUCGACAGUUAACGGAUCGAUUGCCGGCGUGGAUUUGGAUUUGCUAAUGGAGCCCACGAAAACAUUUCCGGGAACAAUAGCGCCGAAAGUUGAAGUUAGCACCAAAACUACGAUCGAGGAAACUUUGUGUGUUUGCACGAAACCGACCCCGAGUACGGUUGUAGUGAACCCGAAAGUCAUAACUUCGACUCAGAGGAGGACCAAGAAAAAUGUGUGCAGGAGGGUCUGCCAUUCCGUUUCGUACAGCAGGAAGAAACGGCCGUUUAAAUGCGCUAAAGGCCGGCCUCCGUUCUGCUACCGCAAGGCUGAGGACGAUUUAAUCCUGCGGAAGCCGAAUUACGAAACGGAAGAUAAAUGCACUUGUAGGGAAUCGAAAAGUGUGGAAAGGUGCAAACGCAUCAGUGCUGCAAGAAUCGAAAAACCAGAACUGGUCAGCAAACAGUCAAAAGACUGCCCUUGUGUGUCAAAAAAGUGUCCAGUCUGUUCCCAAUACAAGGGUUAUUUUGACACGGAAGAGCAGGAAAAAGCGGACUCUCCGCCUCAAGCACGAACCAACUUAUUUGAUGCCAAUCGAUUGUGUUCAAAGCACAGCAAAAAUGUGCAAUGUCGUUGUUGUCGCGCAAAAGCUUGGGCCACAAGUGAAGAAGUUGAAACAUCUGAUGAUGAGAGGCAAAAAAUGUGCUUGUGUUUCGAACAGAAACCGAGUUUGGCGGCUAAAUUGCACGCCAAACUCGCCAAAACGCUUAGUUCCAUUCCGAGGUCGAUUGAGUGGUCGUGUUAUGACAACGAAUACGAAUGUCGGUGUUGCGAAAGCCCGGAUUCGUCAUCCAGAGCCGAACUUUACCGAGAUUUGCAAAAAUUUUACGGGGAAUUGUACGAAAAGAGUCGAAGUAGUGCCUUAUGUCUACCUAACUGUCCCGGAACUAAAUGAGGUGUUUGGUCUCCUAUCGGAGUUUUAGUCAAAACUAGAAUAAUACUUGAAAAGCAA